Molecule: messenger RNA, 1470 nt
Organism: Kluyveromyces marxianus DMKU3-1042
Lineage: Eukaryota; Fungi; Ascomycota; Saccharomycetes; Saccharomycetales; Saccharomycetaceae
Gene: BIO3
Product: aspartate aminotransferase family protein
Exons: 1
Coding region: 1-1470 (489 amino acids)
Biological process (GO): biotin biosynthetic process
Molecular function (GO): pyridoxal phosphate binding; S-adenosyl-L-methionine:8-amino-7-oxononanoate transaminase activity
Source: RefSeq, a predicted model, not a curated record
AUGAACGACAACAAGCCCAAGAGUAACAAUGUGAAUGAUAUCAAUGCCUUACUAGCUUUUGAUAAAGCGCACAUAUGGCAUCCAUACUCAUCUAUGAAUAGCAACCAGAUCAUCUUGCCGGUUCUACGUGCCAAGGGGUGCAAGCUUACACUUGCUGAUGAACAAGAGACGCAGUUAAUAGACGGAAUAUCAUCUUGGUGGUGCAUGAUUCAUGGUUAUAGUGACGAAAGAAUGAACGAAGCAUUGAAAACUCAAAUUGACGAUUUUUCUCAUGUUAUGUUUGGUGGCCUCACCCAUUUGCCCGCUAUUAGACUUGUCCAGAAUCUCCUAAAAUUUAUUGAUCAUCCUCAAUUGGAUGCCGUGUUCUUUGCAGACUCCGCUUCUGUAGCAGUCGAAGUGUCCCUGAAGAUGGCCUUACAGUAUCAGUUCUCAUUGAAUUGUCCAAAGAAGAAAAAAUUCAUAAGUUUAAAACUAGGGUAUCAUGGUGGAACAAUGGGUGCAAUGAGUGUUUGUGACCCAGUUAACUCGAUGCAUCAUUUUUUAUUCAGCGACUAUGUUCCUCAGAACAUUUUUGUUACUGAACCACCUAUGGUUGACAUGUUAUGUACUUCUUCUUUGUAUGGUUCUUUUCAACUAGGUGAUAAUUACGAUGAUGAGACUAACAGAAAGGCAAUAAAAGAUAUGGAAGAGACUAUGAACUCCUGUCAUGAGGAGAUAUGUGCCGUGAUACUAGAACCAAUCCUACAGGGUGCCGGUGGAAUGAGGUUGUAUCACCCUAAGUAUUUGAUCGAGCUGAAGAAACUCUGUUUGAAAUUUGACAUCCCGCUGAUAUUCGACGAAAUUGCAACCGGGUUUGGCAGAACAGGCGAAGCGUUUGCCUUUAAGCAUUGUGAUGUAUAUCAGAAAAUGAUAGGAACUCCCGCCUCUGAAAUAGUGGAUGUAUUUCCAGAUAUUCUUUGCGUUGGAAAAGCUCUCACUGGUGGCUAUAUGACAAUGAGUGCUGUGAUCACCUCAAAACGCAUUGCCAAUGUCAUCUCCGCGAAAGACACUGCGACCAAAGGGACUUUCAUGCAUGGCCCAACUUUCAUGGCUAACCCUCUUGCCUGUGCAGCGGCCAAUGCGUCACUAGAUAUCCUAAUGGAGGGAAAUUGGAAAGACAUGGUGGCUCGGAUUGAAGCGCAGUUGUACCGAGAGCUCUACGUCGAGCUUCGUAAUAGCCAUCUAUACGGAAAACUGAUUAAAAAUCUUAGGGUUGUUGGUGCAGCAGGCGUAAUAGAGCUUUUCGAACCAAUUGAUGGGGCUUUUGUCCAGAAAAGGCAAGUAAUCAAGGGUAUCUUCAUAAGGCCCUUUGGAAAGUUAGUUUACAUUAUGCCACCGUAUAUAAUAUCGGGAGAAGAACUCACUAUUCUGACAACAGGUAUUAAGCAGCUGCUUUUGGAGUGGAGUGCUUACAAAAUAGGGAAUUACUGA